AUGCUUUACGAACUCUUUGCCAUCGCACGAAUCAACGACCCACUUCUCGUCAACAAGGAGGCGGCCAAAAUCGCCCACACCAUUGGAAAACUUAUCAUCAAUAACAGAGGCGUUGUCCGCAGCAUCACUAGUUUAGGUCCCAAACCUCUUCCCAAGGUGCUUUCCAAGGAUCAGGAAAGACACUUCCAGGGAUACCACUUUGUGAUGACUUUCGACUCAUCGGCGGCCGUUCAGGCGGAGCUUUUGCGUACGAUGAGAAGAGACCCUCGUAUCUUGCGUACUUCUGUUGUCAAGAACGACUUGGGCAGACUGUUGAACGCUGGCUCUUCCUUCGAGAGAGCCUUCAACAAGGUGUCCUACUAA
Molecule: messenger RNA, 363 nt
Organism: Candidozyma duobushaemuli
Lineage: Eukaryota; Fungi; Ascomycota; Pichiomycetes; Serinales; Metschnikowiaceae
Gene: MRP17
Product: mitochondrial 37S ribosomal protein bS6m
Exons: 1
Coding region: 1-363 (120 amino acids)
Biological process (GO): translation
Cellular component (GO): mitochondrial small ribosomal subunit; ribosome
Molecular function (GO): small ribosomal subunit rRNA binding; structural constituent of ribosome
Source: RefSeq, a predicted model, not a curated record